AUGUCAGCGGUUUUUCGCUUGCGCCAUAGGCGAACAGGGCUGACCGUUGCUGGCAAGAGAAUUCAGAAGGGAUGUGAAGUGCAUCGCUCUGGUGUGUGCGACACCGACACGGACUUCUGGACGGUCCUGGAGCUUUGUGCGGGGGGACGACUGGCGGUGUUCUUGGAGAAGUUCCCUCGGAAGGCCGACCCAGUGGCCCUGCAGCUCUGCCAGGCGAGACAGCUAAUGAUGGGCAAAUGUGGCACCCCACAUUUCCGAGCUCCUGAAGUGGAGGGCGGAGGCGUGCGUUUUGAUGAGGGAAUGGCAGAAGGGGAUUCAAGAGGUGCCGACAGGACCGACUGCAGAUGA
Durusdinium trenchii is the source of this 348-nucleotide messenger RNA. Lineage: Eukaryota; Dinophyceae; Suessiales; Symbiodiniaceae. The record is from the annotation of a GenBank genome assembly.